Molecule: messenger RNA, 3002 nt
Organism: Penaeus vannamei (Pacific white shrimp)
Lineage: Eukaryota; Metazoa; Arthropoda; Malacostraca; Decapoda; Penaeidae
Source: RefSeq, a predicted model, not a curated record
UGUAAAUGUAAAAGUAUAAGAAUUGUGUAAUACUGUUGCUGACGCUCACUCAAAAAAUAUUAUUAACGAGAUCAAUACAUUUUUAUACGAUGAGCAACUCGAACGCACCCAGGAUCAGCUGUGCGUGUUUUGUCCGUAACUCCUCAUUCAAGACUCAACCGUACGAGAGGAGGGUUGGCAAAGCUCGGGCAGUGGAAUCAAGGGUAACCAGUGAGAUCUCUGAUUUCACAGUGACACGAUAUAUAUAUCAGUGAGAGAGCCGUCGUGGACGACAAGGAAGAGUUGAAUGAACAACAGACGCCUUCAGAUAUCGAAGGGAGGACAGGUCAAGGAGCAAUUUUUAUGACAAAAAAAUCCGACCCAUUAUUAUGACUUAGACCAAAGAAAAGCAUCAGAUCAUAUCAGCGAAAUUAUUGACAAUGGCUCCCGUGCUGUCAGUGGUGAGGGCCCUGCCAAACAGCAAUGCAGUCAAGCUGUUCUCGAGGACGACCUCCUUUUUGAGUCACGACAAGGUAGAAUAUAGAGCCCAGAGCAAUGCCACGUCCGAGCGAGAAAGGGCCAAGACUGUGGCAGCCUAUUACAACCAACCUGCCAUCGAGGCUGCAGCUAAAAAGAAAACCGUGAGAUUAACUACCUCAGCCAUUUUAUACCAUGGAAGGAGUGAGGAUGAGGCCACAAUCCUGAGAAGUGCUCAGUAUUUACAAAAGGAAUUGCCAGUUCGUAUUGCCAAGAGAAUCAUGGGAUUCCGUUCCCUUCCCUUCAUUGUGGGCUGCAAUCCUGUAGUUCUGGGAGUGCAUGAACUGUACAUUCGAGCCUUCAACAUACUGAACAGUUAUGCUCCGGUUGCUACCAAGGAGGAUGAAGUGAAUUUCAGCAGGAGGCUUUCUCAGCUCUUAGAGGAUCAUAAGAAUGUAGUAACACACCUUGCCCAGGGCUUCAGAGAAUGCAGACGGCACAUUCAAGAUGAAGAGUCUGUAGCCCGUUUUUUGGACACAACACUCACCUCUCGUCUGAGCAUUCGUAUGCUGGCUCAACAUCAUCUUUCUCUUAGGGAAAGUAAGCAAAACUAUGUAGGAAUUAUAAAUAUUGGAAUGAAGCUUAAGGAGGUGAUCGAACGAAGCUGUCAGUUUGUUUCUCGUGUUUCAUUACACAAAUAUGGGAAGGUGCCAGAAAUCAAACUGUCAGGUCAUGUCAAUGCCGUCUUCCCAUAUAUUGAGUUGCCGCUGGAUUAUAUUUUGCCAGAGAUUCUAAAGAAUGCUGUGAGAGCAACAAUUGAGAGUCAUUCAGAAUAUGAAUCUGGCCACUUGCCACCCAUACAUAUCACCAUUGCUUCAAAUGAGAGAGACUUCAUAAUCAGGAUUAGUGAUAGGGGUGGAGGAAUACCCCACCAUCUUGUAGGUCGAGUUCUUGAAUAUAACUUCACAACUGCAAACAAGGAGAAUAUGUCUGAUCCAGAGCAGCAAGAAGGUGUCUUCUCAAACAUGAUGGAGGCAGUUAAUCCUAAUCCUGCUGGUGGGCCCAUGCACGGAUUUGGGUUUGGCCUUCCCACUUCUAGAGCCUAUGCAGAGUACAUGGGAGGCAGCUUAGAGAUCCAGGCCAUGCAAGGUAUUGGAACUGAUGUGUAUUUGCGGAUGCAGCAUAUAAACAGUCAAGCUGGUUCCUUCAGGAUAUAAGUUAAAAUUAACAGUGCAUUACCUAGAAAUGUGGAAUGGCGAAUUUGAAACAAGUGUGGGGGUAGGGAGAAUAGAGUGAUAUUUCUAAUGCAAGCAUAAUUAAAGAUUAGAAAAUUGAAAUGUAAAAGAAUGCAAUAAAAAUAGCUAAGAAACUUUAGUUCAAAUCUAAUAGCUAGACAAAAAAAGUAUAAGGGAUUCAGUUUUUGGUGAAAUUAAACUAAGUAAGUUAACACGGGACCUUUUGGCAGAAUUGAAGCCUAGGUGAACAGAUUGUAGUUGAAUUUUAACUUUUCAUUUAGAUUUGUUAAAAUUCAUGCCUUAAAAUGGAAAUAGUACCUCAUUUAUAUCAGUAUUUAGAUAACAAUGGCAAAUCUCGUACAUAAGUAUUUAUUUAUGCAUAUGACCACAUGCUUACCAGUAUUUAUAGUAUGAAUGCAUCUUUUUGAAAUACAACUAAUGGAUUUAAUAAAGGAUACCAUAAUUGUGAUUUGAAUGGAGAAAGUACUACUACCUUAUCUCCUAGUAUAUGGUAGGUUUUUGGAUAAUUGGAUGUUUAUCAAUAUAACAGUAUUGACUUGUUUAUGGAAUUUGAGCUAAUGAUAAAUUAUCAUGGUUACUGAAACCUAUAUGUAUUGAUUAAAUAACUUGUAUGUUUAUAGCAUGCAUGUAGCAAGUACUGAGUGCAUUUUUAUGUGUCUUCCAGAUAGGAUACAAGAUAUAUUACCAACAGUUGGUAAGCAAAGUAUAAAACAAAUAUGGAACAGAUUUAGAUCUUUGAUAAAUUUAUAUGAUUAUCUGUGAUAGUUUGAACUUGAAAGGAAAGAUAGUAAAAAAUGUUUUAAGGAGUGGAAGUAAGAGACAUCAUGGAAAGUUUUCCUUGAUUAUAAAUGCCUCAGAAAUGAGAAUUUACUAUCUUAUAUUACAAGAUACAUGGUUAGCAACAUUUAGCAGUAGACAAAGAUGUCAGCAUAGCAAAACAGUUCUGGAUAAAAUUACUAAAUAGUGCUUGAAUAAGUUUGUACUAGUACUUGGGUUUAACAGUCCUUUUCUGUAUCCUGGUUGACUAUUUAAUGUGCAACUCAUUGCUAUAGACAAAGCAUUUUAAAUGGAUAAGGAAUCCCAACUUUCAAUGUUUGAAUGGUAUACAUAUGUUAGUGGGUCAAAGGUAUCAUAAAGCUGAUUUUUGUGUGUGUUAAUCCCAAGGUUAGACUUCAUAUUAUGUUGAAUGAAUUACAAAUUCAUGCUUUUGCAAUGUAAUUCCCAAUAGAGUGUAAUCUGAUAAAAUUAAUGAAGAAAUGUUAGGCAGAAUGUAAACGCAGAAGUAUCAAA